AUGGCGAAGGGAAAGCCAAACGGGGUGCGAUAUCGUUAUCCACUGCCGAUACAUCCCAUUCAACUACCAAUUCUAGUGCCACACAACCCAGUCUCCUGUAUAUAUUGGGCUUACUGCUACGUAACGACUAUCAACAGAGUUACAAAGAUCCAUGUGGAUAUCACCAGUGGCAAAUAUGCUCACGUAUUGGUGCGAAAUGCUGAGCAAAUGAUGUACCUAUGGGAGAAUGGCUUCUUUGGCACAGGUCAGUUAUCUAGAAGUGAGCCAACCUGGAUAGAACGUACAGUGACCAGGAUCAACGAAAGUAUGGGGGACGGCUCUAAAAACUUGGCUUUAGAAAGGAUUACUGAAAAGAGAAGAUUGCAAAGAUUGGAGUUUAAGAGAAAGAGGGUGGAGUUCGAGAAGUAUAUAUUAGACUUGAGAAGGCAAGGUGGUAGCAUUGAACAAGAAACUGAAGUUCUAGAGAAACAGAGACAGGCGCUACGCGAUUUCAAGGCAUCACAGGAUAAAGAUAACUCUGAAGAAGAAAUAAUCCUUUACAAUGAGUCUGAGUCACUUUUCGACGAUGAAGGUGGGGUUCAACCGCUGGAAGCUUUGGAAUUGAUGCCUGUGGAAGCCAUUUUCCUUUCAUUUGCACUACCUGUACUCGAUAUAAGUAUUAAGACGCUUGCUGGCAGACUAUUUGACAAUGAUACUCUCUCUUACAAUACUCUGUACCCUCUCGUCAGACAAUAUGUGGCUUACCACCACUACCGGUCGCAUGGUUGGUGUGUGAGAUCCGGUAUCAAGUUUGGUUGCGAUUAUCUUCUCUACAAGCGUGGACCCCCAUUCCAGCAUGCUCAAUUCUGCAUCACGGUGCUGGAUAGCGAAGAAUACCACGACUACACAUGGUAUUCAAGUGCUGCACGGGUUGUAGGUGGGGCCAAGAAGACGUUGAUUUUGUGCUAUGUAGAAAGAAUGGCUUCAGAGGAACGGAUCGUUGAACUUUGGAAGAAUGGGCAGUUCGCUGAUGUGUUUUCCAGUUUCAAAAUUGGAGAGGUAAUCUACAGAAGAUGGGUCCCAGGUAAAAACAGAGACUAA
Torulaspora delbrueckii is the source of this 1080-nucleotide messenger RNA. It is a transcript of the gene SEN2, whose product is annotated as tRNA splicing endonuclease subunit SEN2. Gene Ontology annotation, biological process: tRNA-type intron splice site recognition and cleavage; tRNA splicing, via endonucleolytic cleavage and ligation. Gene Ontology annotation, molecular function: nucleic acid binding; tRNA-intron lyase activity. The coding region runs from base 1 to 1080 and encodes 359 amino acids. The record is from RefSeq and is a predicted model, not a curated record. Gene Ontology annotation, cellular component: tRNA-intron endonuclease complex. NCBI's taxonomy places the organism in Eukaryota, Fungi, Ascomycota, Saccharomycetes, Saccharomycetales, Saccharomycetaceae. The transcript has a single exon.